CCAAUGGCAUUAUCAUCAGGGGUUUGUUCCAUCAUCACCUUCUCCUGUGGUGUGAUAUCAUUGAUGAUCAGCAUGGACGAAGCUUUGCACGAUGAAUGCCAGGCAUGAUCCUUUCCACCACCAGGCUGAACGCACUGCAUGUAGUUUGACAUCGUUCUUCGUAUCCUGCCUCCUCCUCCCUGCAGUUCUUCUUCAGGUGUGUGUGUCCUCUCUCCUGCAGAAACCAGGCAUGGACCUGGCCGACACCUACAUCACCUUCAUCCGGCAGAACCAGGACAUCCUGCGGGACCGCGUCAACGACGAGCUGUACACCGAGAAGGUGUUCGAGCAAUGGUACAGCAGCUCUGUGAAGUUGGUGUGUGUUUGGCUGACGGACAGAAUGGACCUGCAGCUGCACGUCUACCAGCUGAAAACACUCAUCAAGAUCGUUAAGACGUACCGUGACUUCCGGCUGCAGGGCGUUCUGGACGUCUCGCUGAACAACAAGAGCUACGAGACCGUCUACAACCGUUUGACGGUGGAGGAGGCGACCGCCGCCGUGAAGUCUGGAGACGGCCUGCAGGGGAUCAGCAUGAGAGACAGCGACCAGGAGGACGACUGAACACACACACACACACACACACACACACACACACACACACACACACACACACACACACACACACACACACUUCAUACCGUCACACACACAUCCUCUCUCUGAAGGACCAGGACCUUCCAUCACACUGAGUUAUGUUCUAGAUCAGGGGGGUCCAAACUUGUAUCACUGAGGUCCACAUAAUAAUAAGAAUAAUAUAAUAAUAAACUGUAUUUGUAUAUAACCUUUCAGAAUCAGAAUACCUUUAUUAGUCCCACAGAGGGUACAUGUACAUUGUUACAGCAGAAAAGAGCCAAAGACAGCUUAAUGUUACCUAAGAAACAAAAUACACAUCUGUAAAAGUUCUGAGGAUUUAUCAGCCAGGUAUAUAUUGCACAGUAGUUAACGGUAUAUAUAUAUAUAUAUAUAUAUAUAUAUUGCACAUAGUUGGUAUUUAACAACAAGGGGUGUUAUAGUCUUUCAUGCACAAAGCAGCUCAACGUUCUUUACAGAACAAGAAGAAAUCAUUCAGUUCAAUUCAAAGGUUGUAUUGUCAUGUGCACAAAGCUGCAGGGUAGAGAUGGCAAUGACAUGCUUCUGACCUGAGCUCCUCCCACAAUGCAACAUAUAUAUGAUAAAGUACAAAAUAACAAGUUGUGGAAAAAGUCUAUAUACACGUAAAUAGAGUAUGAUAUGUACGAGAACAGAAUAUGAAAUAUACAUAACAACAGAAAUAAAAAGAUAAUGGUAAUAAAAAUGCCAUAAUUCUAAUAAAGGUUAAAGAAAUACUAGAUUAUACUCAGGCUGUAGUUUGGACACCCCUGUUGUAGAUGAAGAAGUGUGAAGCAAAGUCAUCGUGGCUGAACGUCCUAGUAAAAAAAAACCUCUUGCUCAUUGCCUUGAAAUUGCUGAGAAUGUACAGGAAGUCAAAAAGAGGCGUGGCUUCUGACGGACCAAUCCCUGUCCUGUCCUCCCUCGCUCACUCACCUGCAGGACAGGAAGCCCCGCCCCCUUCAACACGCAGCCAUACUCUAAUUGAUGUCAAUUUGUACAGCGAUGGCCAUCAGUGCAUUUUCUUCCUGUUGUUUCUUUUCCAUCGUCAUGGUCGUAGCUUAUUGUUCAAAAACACUCCGACAGUUCUUGGUGACUUCGCCGCCUUUUAACGAUGUUUUUAAUCUACAGCAACGGCAGCAACAAUCGACUAAAGAGAUUAAGGAAGCUUGGAUUUGUAAGUUUCUGUUUCAAUCAAUAACUCUUUCCUUGUCUCUUUAAAGUAGAGACACUACAUACUGAUACACACCUGAACAUCAGCAGGAGAGGACUCUUUAAAGUAGAGACACUACAUACUGAUAUACACCUGAACAUCAGCAGGAGAGGACUCUUUAAAGUAGAGACACUACAUACUGAUAUACACCUGAACAUCAGCAGGAGAGGACUC
Messenger RNA from Gymnodraco acuticeps, 2015 nucleotides. Its product is annotated as calcium-dependent secretion activator 2-like. The transcript is spliced from 3 exons. The coding region runs from base 92 to 601 and encodes 169 amino acids. The record is from RefSeq and is a predicted model, not a curated record. Lineage: Eukaryota; Metazoa; Chordata; Actinopteri; Perciformes; Bathydraconidae. Gene Ontology annotation, cellular component: glutamatergic synapse. Gene Ontology annotation, biological process: dense core granule exocytosis; positive regulation of exocytosis; synaptic vesicle exocytosis.